Messenger RNA from Striga hermonthica, 699 nucleotides. Lineage: Eukaryota; Viridiplantae; Streptophyta; Magnoliopsida; Lamiales; Orobanchaceae. The record is from the annotation of a GenBank genome assembly.
AUGAAAAAGGAAAUGAACACGUGGAUUUUAACCGUGAAACUGCUUUUGCUUUGUGCGACGGUUAUGUACGUCGCCCCGUUGGUACCAUACGAUGUCGUUUUGGCUUGGCUCAGACCUCCUUAUAUAUACGUCGUCGUCAACGGCAUAAUCCUAACCAUCGCCGUCACCUCGAGGUUCGGCCACCGGAGCCAGCCGCCGGAGCCGCACCUUCGACCCAACUACGGCCUGAUCUCCGGGAAUUUUCCAGUAGCUGAGUUGGAGUGCUUCGUGCCGGCGGUGAGAGAGAAACCUGUGAGGUCCGGUCACCGGAGGAUGACCAAAAGCGCUACUCAAAAAGUGAGGAGGCCAAAGGUGGAGGCUCACGACGAGACUCUAGACACUGUGUGGAAAAAAAUAAAAGAGGGGGCCCCACAAGCCGGCCACGAGUCGGCCCCUCCUCAAGAAGUCCGGCAAAAGCUGGUGGCUCAGCUUCUACAGCCAGCUGUCCAACUUAGACGGGACCACAUGUCGAAGUCGAAGAGUUUCAAGGAGCGGAGGGUCCGCAAGGACCCUCCAUCGAUCCAAAAGGAGCACUCACCGAGUCUCGACGAGUUGAAUCGGCGAGUGGAAGCGUUUAUCAAGAAGUUCAACGAGGAGAUGAAGCUGCAGAGGCAGAAAUCGUUGGAUGAGUACAUGGAGAUGAUCAACCGUGGGGCUUAA